AUGUCCCUCUUCGUUCUCGCUGAGACGCCUGCGGGCUACGGCCUGUUCAAGGCUGCCGAUAAGAAGCUCCUGAAGCGCGAGGAGCUUACUUCCGGUCCUACCUCUUCCGAGCAGAUCAAUGACAUGCUCAAGCUCAAGUCUUUUGUCAAGUUCGACAGCUCCGCCAUUGCCGUCGAGGAAGCCAGCGGACUCCGCGAGGGUCGCGUUCCCCCGAUGCUGGCCAAUCUUCUCAACGAAAUCAAGGACGAGAAGAAGGCUUCGCUGGCCGUCGCCGAUGUCAAGCUGGGUGCUGCCAUUGGCAAGCUUCCCGACCUCGACAUCAAGGCGGUUUCCGACGCUGCCACCUUGGAGCUUUUCCGUGCCGUUCGCGAGAACCUUUCUUCCCUGAUUCCCGGUCUCGCCGAUGAAACUGUGGACCGCAUGGCUCUGGGUCUUUCCCACUCCAUCUCUCGCCACAAGCUCAAGUUCUCCGCCGACAAGGUCGAUGCCAUGGUCGUCCAGGCCAUCAAGCUUCUCGAUGAUCUCGACAAGGAGCUCAACGUCUACGCCAUGCGAACCAAGGAGUGGUAUGGCUGGCACUUCCCUGAGCUGGCCAAGAUCCUCAACGACAACCUUGCCUACGCCCGUCUUGUCGACCUUGUCGGCAUGCGCGAGAACCUCGCCGACGCCGACCUUUCCGACAUCCUCCCUGAGGAGCUCGAGACCCCCGUCAAGACCGCUGCCGAGAUCAGCAUGGGUACCGAAAUCACGCCCGACGAUCUCGAGAACAUCCAGCUCCUUGCCCGCCAGGUCAUCUCGUACUCUGAGUAUCGUACUCAGCUGUCCUCGUACCUCGAGACUCGCAUGCGCGCUCUUGCCCCCAACCUGACGGCACUCGUCGGCACUCUCGUCGGUGCCCGCCUCAUCGCCCACGCUGGUUCCAUUCUCAGCCUUGCCAAGGCGCCUAGUUCCACUAUCCAGAUCUACGGUGCCGAGAAGGCUCUGUUCCGCGCGCUCAAGACCAAGCACGACACGCCCAAGUACGGUAUCAUCUACCAUUCUUCUCUCGUUGGUCAGGCUACUGGCAAGAACAAGGGCAAGAUCGCCCGUUCGCUCGCUGCCAAGACGGCCCUUGGCCUCCGUGUCGAUGCCCUGGCCGACUUUGAUGGCGAAGAUGCCGAUGAGGAGGAGAGGGGCAUGCUCGGUCUCACCAGCCGCAUCAAGCUCGAGAACCUACUCCGCAAGCUCGAGGGCAAGCCUCCUCUGCCCAAGGGCGCCAACAUUGCCCCCGAUGGCUCGCUCACUGCCCCUGCUCAGUUCACCCUGAACGAGGUCAGGAAGUACAACGCCGACGCUGAUGGUGUCGACGGUGCCGAGGUUAACGGCAAGGCCGACAAGAAGGCUAAGAAAGCCAAGAAGGCUCUGAUCCAGGAGGUCGAGAUGAAGGAUGCCGACAGCGAGGCCGAGGACUCGGACGACGACAUGGAGGAUGCCUCUGGCUCUCCCAGCAUUGGUUCCGUCUCGGACGACACGGAUGGCGAGAAGCCUUCCGACAAGGCCGAGCGUAAGGCCCAGAAGGCCCGUCGCAAGGAGCGCGAGGAGAGGAGGGUUAAGAAGGCCGAGCAGGACGCCAAGCGUGCCGCUGCUACCCCUGUCAAGGUCACCACCACCAAGGUCGUUGUCGAGACCACUCCUGCCAAGCUCACCGAGGCUGAUUACGAGCGUCACGCCGCGGCUGCCGGUAUCAGCGUCACCAAGUUCAAGCGCAAGUUCGAGCGCGGUGAUGUCGAGCUCGGCCCCGACGGCCAGCCAGUCGUGUUCAGCAAGAAGGAGCUGAAGAAGCUCCGCAAGGCUGAGGAGAAGGCCGACGAGACCCCCUCCAAGUCUGAUGCCGAGGGCAAGAAGAAGAGGAAACACGAGGACGCCGAGGAGGCGACGCCGAAGAAGGAGAAGAAGCAGAAGAAGAAGCGCCAGUCGCUGGGUGCCUAA
Messenger RNA from Verticillium nonalfalfae, 1968 nucleotides. RefSeq names its product Nucleolar protein 58 (gene NOP58). The transcript has 3 exons. The coding region runs from base 1 to 1968 and encodes 655 amino acids. Gene Ontology annotation, cellular component: box C/D methylation guide snoRNP complex; small-subunit processome. Gene Ontology annotation, molecular function: snoRNA binding. The record is from RefSeq and is a predicted model, not a curated record. Lineage: Eukaryota; Fungi; Ascomycota; Sordariomycetes; Glomerellales; Plectosphaerellaceae.